AUGAGCUCGCAAGUAGCCUUCGCCCUGGUUCGUCCAUCCGUUGCGGCUGGCGCGAGACCUUCUGCCUCCAUGGCGGCAUUGAUGCACUCGAAUAACGAGCCUGUCGCCGUCUCGAACCCUAUCGUCUCCAACUCCAUCGCCAGUUCCGAACCUCUUUCGUUCCUUAAAGCACAAUCCCACGCCAAGCCCGAAUCCAAUCUCAGCUCCAUCGCCAGUGCCGGUCUACACGUUUCGCGAUCCCAUCCGCCUCCAAUGACGAGCCCAACUUCGGCACCAGCGGAUCGGCCGACGGAACAGGACAGGGAAGCCGAAAGUAACAGCUCACGCGUUGCCCGUGAGGCAUUGGGCGCCAGCGAGAAGUCGCCGGGCCCUUCCCUCCAUGAACCGUCGGUCCAUGCGUCCCCGGAACAGAUUCAAGUCGACUCCCACCACAAUGACACAUCAUCCGACCCUUACGGUUCGGCCGACCACAACCAGAACUCACUGAUUCACUCCUCGACCGUCGCUAGUCCAGGCCCUAUCGAAGAGUCCGCGUCUCAAGAUGGAGAUCGACCUAGGCUGCGGGCAGACUCGGAGAUCGAUCAUGAUAACAACAAGGCCUUUUCCUACCCCAUGCCCACCGGAGGCAUCAAUGAUCCGCGUCGCGGCCUCAGCUUACCCAACGCCGGCUACAAUAGAGGCAGCCCACGAUCUCCAUCCGCGAAAAAGCAUCGCUGUCCCUAUUGCGCGACCGAAUUUACCCGGCAACACAAUCUUAAGAGCCAUCUACUUACUCACAGUCAAGAGAAGCCUUUUGUCUGCCAAACCUGCCAGUCUCGUUUCCGCCGCCUUCACGACUUGAAACGACACACUAAGCUCCACACCGGCGAACGACCACAUAUCUGCCCCAAAUGCGGACGACGAUUUGCUCGCGGCGAUGCGCUCGCGCGACACAAUAAGGGACAAGGUGGAUGCGCUGGCCGUCGGGCUAGUAUGGGAAGCUUCGCAGCCGACGAUGAGUACGGGGACGGUCACCAUCCUGACGACGCCAUGGAUGGGCUCGUGUAUGCAGAGCCGGAGCGCAUGGACGAGGAAGACGAGCGACGCCUCAUACCGAGCAUCCGCAAGCACGAGACCGACCAUCUGCCUCGCUCUGAUUCCCUUCAAUCCCAUCGCCAACCUAGCACCUACCCGCCGAUUGCUGCCGGCCGGAGUCUCUUCCCACCUCCAGGCACCCAUGCUGGUUCCGGGUCGUCCACAACAACCGCGUCGCAUCCAGGCAACCUGACUUUCCCGCCAGCAGGACACCCCUCUGGCUCAUCGAUGUUUACCCCCACCAACGUCAGUGACAGUCCGAAGCCAUUAUCCCCCAAUGCGCUGUCUCAUCACGAAAUGGUGCAACCCCACCGCGCACACUCCCCAAGCAUGGGCCAUUCAUUGCCACACCCACCACCAUUCGUACGAACAGGAUCGGGCUCAAGCCACGCUCCACCGGGUCUGGGUCUGCCACCGCCGCAGCCUGGAGCGCCUCAGCUCCCGCCCCCUGUCAUUAGCUCACCCGAUGCCCGCUUCGGUCUCCAGGCUGCCGCCAAACAUUCCGCGUCACACAGUCACUCGAGUACCCACAGUCUUCCCGCUCCGAAGCUAGGACCGGAUGGACCUGAAUUACCUGCAGGCGAAGCCAACCAGAUCGACAAGCUCUGGGCAUACGUCCGAUCCAUGCACGAAGAAAUAGCGGGUCUACGGACCGAAGUCGCGGCGCUACGUGCACACAUUGCAUCGACAAGUUCAACGACGGCACCAUCAGCCGUCGAAGUGAACCAAAUCUCGGGACCGCGGUAA
Messenger RNA from Penicillium atrosanguineum, 1821 nucleotides. Its product is annotated as C2H2 zinc finger protein. The coding region runs from base 1 to 1821 and encodes 606 amino acids. The transcript has a single exon. NCBI's taxonomy places the organism in Eukaryota, Fungi, Ascomycota, Eurotiomycetes, Eurotiales, Aspergillaceae. The record is from RefSeq and is a predicted model, not a curated record.